This is a messenger RNA of Chanos chanos (milkfish), 1994 nucleotides long. Its product is annotated as carboxypeptidase Q. The coding region runs from base 46 to 1431 and encodes 461 amino acids. The transcript has 7 exons. The record is from RefSeq and is a predicted model, not a curated record. Lineage: Eukaryota; Metazoa; Chordata; Actinopteri; Gonorynchiformes; Chanidae. Gene Ontology annotation, biological process: proteolysis; peptide catabolic process. Gene Ontology annotation, molecular function: metallodipeptidase activity.
GGAAAUGAACUAUUUGGGGCGCACAAAAACUGCAUUGUCCUGUUGAUGCUGUUGCUCCUGAGUAAUGCUUUGGGGCCAUGCUCAGGUAAACCUUUGAAUGGGAGAAAGCCCUUCGCCGAGACGGCUAAAGAAAUCGCUGGCUAUGCAGACAUUGCCCAGAAAAUAAUUGACCUGGCCGUAUACGGCAAGGCUCAGAACCGCUCGUAUGAGAAACUCGCGGUUUUCACCGAUACGAUCGGUAACCGUGUGAGCGGGUCAGAGAACUUGGACUUGGCCAUAAAGUACAUGUACAAUGCCCUGAGGCUAGACGGACUGGAGAACGUGCAUCUAGAACCUGUGAAAAUCCCUCACUGGGUCAGAGGAGAGGAGAGCGCGACCAUGGUGCUUCCGCGGAACCACAGCAUGAGCGUCCUUGGUCUGGGAAGUAGCGUGGGAACACCAAAGGAGGGUAUCGAGGCUGAUGUGAUGGUGGUGGAGUCCUUUGAGGAGCUGAAGAGAAGGGCGAAUGAGGCUAAGGGGAAGAUAGUGGUCUAUAACCAGCCGUUUGUCAGCUAUGGGGAAACCGUGCGGUACAGGGCAGACGGAGCUUCGGAGGCAGCCAAAGUGGGAGCGGUGGCCUCCUUAAUCCGCUCCAUCACUCCGUUCUCUAUUAACAGUCCACACACAGGUUGGCAGUGGUACCAGCCAGGGGUGCCCAAGAUACCCACUGCCUGCAUUACAGUGGAGGAUGCCCAGAUGAUGGCCAGGAUGGCACGCCGCGGGCAGAGGAUCGUGGUGCGGCUCUUCAUGAGUGCCCAAACGUUGCCAGAUGUGGACUCCUACAACACGGUGGCGGAGAUCGUUGGCAGCACGCACCCAGAGCAGGUGGUAUUGCUCAGUGGACAUUUGGAUAGUUGGGAUGUUGGACAGGGAGCCAUGGAUGAUGGAGGCGGUGCGGCUAUUUCCUGGGAGGCUCUGUCUUUGAUCAGAGACCUGGGUCUCCGCCCAAAGAGAACCCUGAGAACGGUUCUGUGGACCGCAGAGGAACCAGGCGGAGUGGGAGCCUCCCAGUACUACCAGUACCACAAAGUCAAUAUCUCCAACUUUGAUCUGGUGAUGGAGUCAGACCUGGGCUCGUUUCGGCCUCUCGGCCUGCAGUUCACAGGAAGUGACAAAGCCAGGGCCAUAAUGAAGGAAGUGAUGCAACUGUUGGCGCCAAUCAAUGUGACCAGCCUGGAAGAGCAUGGCGAAGGCACUGACAUUAACAUGUGGAUGGAGGCAGGAGUACCAGGUGCCAGCCUGCACACGGCAGACAGCAAAUACUUCUGGUUUCACCACACUGACGGAGACACCAUGACGGUCCAGAGCCCGGAGGAGAUGAAUCUCUGUUCGGCCGUGUGGGCCGUGGCCGCGUACGUCGUCGCCGAUCUGGACGAGAUGCUGCCGCGGUAACGGCUCCAUCGCAGCCUGUGCUUUUCAGGAUUUUGGUCUCCUCUCCACGGGGAAAACGUCAGGGACCCUCUGCCACACGCCUCACCCGCUUCUCAACACAUUUCCUCUGGGCACACGGACUUCAGCAGUCUGCGUUGUCCACAUCUGAACAUGUAUUCUUUACCGAGUCUUUAAAAAUUCACCUCUGGGACUCUGUAUGCUUAUUGUCAAAUUGCCUCUUUAUGUUGUCCACAUCUGAACAUGUAUUCUUUACCAACUCUUUAAACCUUCACCUCUGGGACUCUGUAUGCUUAUUGUCAAAUUGCCACUUUGUGUUGUCCACAUCUGAACAUGUAUUCUUUACCAACUCUUUAAACCUUCACCUCUGGGACUCUGUAUGCUUAUUGUCAAAUUGCCUGUUUUUACUCUUGAGGUUUUCCAUUUGUGUUUUUGUUUGUUUGUUUGUUUUGUGUUGUUCUGUUCUGGAUCUGUAAUGACCCCAUUUGCUGUGCAAUAUGAUAUUUUUGUACCCACUUCAAUAGACUGACCAUAAUGCUUUGUGAAGAAUGGGAAAUACAGAGAAU